AUGCCUGAGUGUUGGGACGGGGAACAUGAUGUCGAGACUCCUUACGGGAUGCUGCAUGUGGUGAUCCGAGGCGCUCCCAAGGGGAACAGGCCUGCGAUCCUCACCUACCAUGAUGUGGGAUUGAACCACAAAAUGUGCUUCAAUCCCUUCUUCAAUAAUGAGGACAUGCAGGAGAUCACCAAGCACUUUGUGAUUUGUCAUGUCGACGCCCCAGGGCAACACGUUGGAGCUUCGCAGUUCCCACAAGGGUACCAGUAUCCCACCAUGGACCAGCUGGCUGGGAUGCUGCCCACUGUUGUGCAGCAUUUUGGAUUCAAGAGCAUUGUUGGGAUCGGAGUCGGAGCUGGAGCUUAUAUUCUGGCCAAAUUUGCUCUGUUGUUCCCUGACAUGGUGGAGGGUUUGGUUCUGCUCAACAUCGACCCGAACGGCAAAGGGUGGAUUGACUGGGCUGCGUCAAAGCUGUCAGGUCUGACCAGCACCAUCCCAGACACUGUGCUGCCACAUCUUUUCAGCCAGGACGAAAUGGUGAACAACACAGAACUGGUUCAGAGUUACCGACAACAGAUAACAAACUCCAUCAACCACCAAAACCUCCAACUUUUCUGGAACUUGUACAACAGUCGGAGGGACCUGGAGAUGAACCGUGGUGGAACAACGAUUAAUGCCAAGACCUUGAAAUGUCCAGUGAUGCUGGUUGUAGGAGACAACGCUCCUGCUGAAGAGGGAGUGGUUGAGUGCAACUCCAAGCUGGAUCCAACCAACACCACCUUCCUAAAGAUGGCUGAUUCUGGUGGACUGCCACAGCUCACACAGCCAGGGAAGCUGACUGAAGCCUUCAAGUAUUUCCUGCAGGGAAUGGGCUACAUUGCUAAUGUGAAGGAUCGGAGGUUAAGUGGAGGGCCAGUGCCCUCUGCCAGCAUGACCCGCCUGGCCCGCUCCAGGACAGCCUCCCUGACCAGCGCCGGCUCCAUGGAGGGGUCCCGCUCUCGCGCCUGCACCAACUCCGACAGCGGCGAGGGUGUCGGUGCGGUCUCCCAGACCAUGGAGGUGUCCUGCUGA
This is a messenger RNA of Corythoichthys intestinalis (scribbled pipefish), 1059 nucleotides long. Its product is annotated as protein NDRG4-like. Gene Ontology annotation, biological process: positive regulation of ERK1 and ERK2 cascade; signal transduction. Gene Ontology annotation, cellular component: cytoplasm. The record is from RefSeq and is a predicted model, not a curated record. Lineage: Eukaryota; Metazoa; Chordata; Actinopteri; Syngnathiformes; Syngnathidae. The transcript has 15 exons. Bases 1 to 1059 code for a protein of 352 amino acids.